AUGAGUGAAUUGAGAAAUAGAAAGAAUAAGAAGGAGUCUUCAUCAACUGAAGAGAAAAAACCAUUUCAAAAUGAUGAUAAUAGCAUAAGUUUUAGUUUCUUUGACAUUAUACGAAUGAUUUCAGGUCUUUUAUUGUUGAACCUGUUUUUGUCUUACUGGUUCACUGGUACAUUCACAUAUAACUACAGUGGGAAACUGAUAGAUCCACAUUAUUUGUACUUCCAGGCUUUUGGAUCAUAUGUGAAUUUGACAGACUCUGAAUUGGCAAAAUAUGAUGGAUCCAUUGAAGGAUUACCAAUUUAUAUUGGAGUUAAUGGAACUGUUUUCGAUGUUUCUAGUAAGAAAGAAAUAUAUGGUCCUGAUGGGUCUUAUUACUAUUUGAGUGGCAAAGAUUGUGCAAGAGCAUAUGCUACAAAUUGUUUAAAUCAACAGACAUAUGACAUUAGAGAUCUUGAACCUGAAGAGAUUAGAAGAUUGAAAGGGUGGCAUGAAUUUUUCGAAACCAAAUACUUCAAAGUUGGUGUGGUAAAUCAUGAACCAUUGACUGGGCCUACCCCAGAUAGAGAAGAUUGUCGUGGUAGAGGCCAUUGA
Hansenula anomala is the source of this 591-nucleotide messenger RNA. RefSeq lists its product as uncharacterized. Gene Ontology annotation, cellular component: endomembrane system; membrane. Bases 1 to 591 code for a protein of 196 amino acids. Lineage: Eukaryota; Fungi; Ascomycota; Saccharomycetes; Phaffomycetales; Wickerhamomycetaceae. The record is from RefSeq and is a predicted model, not a curated record. The transcript has a single exon.